AUGUGUCUGCCACUGGUUCUGAGAGCCGCACGAGUGAAUUUAGUGAUCGUCAGGCACGUGUCGUUUGGCGAGAACACGGUGAAGUUGCGGAAGGAGUUCUGGGAGAAGGAGGCCCUGUGGUUGGAGCGGGAAACCUUGUCGGCCUUGUCACCCGCGGAAAGGCUCAUUCGGGACUUGCACCUCAAGGCGAUCAGUGAGGGCCACUUCACCUACGAUGACCCCGAAACUGGGCUUAAGGUCCUCACCCGUCUUCGCCACUUUCUGAAGGGCCGGUGUUGCGGCAAUGCCUGUCGACACUGCGUUUAUGAUCUCGAGAACGCCCCGGAAGAACUGAAACGGAAACGAAGAUUCAACUCUUCCUUUUGGGUGGACAUUAGUGGGUCAGGUGUGGAAUCUUUGGAGGACGACGAUGACGAUUAUGACAGUAUAUUUCUAUCGAUAGAACCCAAGCCGAAGAACAUGUGA
Messenger RNA from Notodromas monacha, 465 nucleotides. The record is from the annotation of a GenBank genome assembly. NCBI's taxonomy places the organism in Eukaryota, Metazoa, Arthropoda, Ostracoda, Podocopida, Cyprididae.